UGACAUUAAGCCGGCUCAGCGGAAGUCACGUGAUUGACGUUGAACACGUGGGAAAAAUAUAGCGUGUCGGUCGGACGAGUUGGGCGUUUGUCCUUUUCCUUUUAAAGUCCUUUUUUGUUUACAUUUGUUUUUGUUCUUUUAAAGUAUAUUUAAGUUUUUAAAUCCACCAUCUUUAGUUUAAUAUGACUAACAACAGCAGAAUAUACGUAGGAAACUUACCAUCAGAAGCGCAUGAAGAAGUUUUGAAAGAUGUUUUCCAGCAACAAACGGGCGUUCCGCCUAAAAAUAUGUUUCUAAACAAAAAUUAUGCCUUAAUUGACUUACCAGAAUCCAUACCUGUAGAAAAAGCUAUCGAAGUUUUGAACGGUUUUGAGAUAAUGGGUUCCCAGUUAUUGGUUGAGCCUUCAUUAAAUCAGAAUCGGAGAAACAGAAGUAAUGCAAUUCAUAUAAGUAAUAUACCAGAACAAUAUCAAUGGGAUGAAUUUGUCGGUUUUUUAUCUAAUUUGUGUGAUUUUCAAGAAUGUGAAAAAGGUGGAUCCAAACAAAAUACUUACAAUGCAAUAGUUACUUAUGAAAACCAAGAAGAAGCUCAACAGGCUUUACAGCAGCUCAACAAUUACCAACUGCAACCUGGUACAUUUCUUAAAGCUGAAUACCUGAUGGAUGCAGGUAGAGGAAGGGGUGGACCUAGAGGAAGAGCUGGCUCACGUCCUUUCAACAAUUCUGGAAUGUAUAGAUCAAACGACUUUCCUCUUAGAAUUCUUGUUUUGAGUGAUAUGGUUGGUGCUAUCAUUGGUCGAGCAGGAGGAACCAUUAGACAAAUAACUCAGCAAUCUAGAGCGAGGGUAGAUGUGCAUCGUAAGGAAAAUGCUGGUUCUCCUGAAAAGGUAAUCACCAUUUAUGGUACUCCAGAUAAUUGUUCCACAGCUUGCCAAAAAAUAAUGGAAAUUAUGCAACAAGAAGCUAACACUACAAAUAGGGGGGAAAUACCAUUAAAGAUCUUAGCCCAUAAUAAUCUUAUUGGAAGGAUAAUUGGCAAGAAUGGCAGCACCAUUAAAAGAAUCAUGGAACAGACAGAAACAAAAGUUGCUGUAUCUAGUAACAUACAUGACGUAAGCAGCUUUAACCUGGAACGUGUCAUCACAGUUAAAGGAAAACUUGAGAACAUGAGUAAAUCCGAGCGGAUGAUAAGUUCGAAACUACGACAAAGUUACGAAAAUGAUCUUGCAGCUAUGGCUUCCCAAACGUACAUGUAUCCUGGUGUUCAUCCAAUGGCUAUGAUGUCUACUACGUGUGCUCCAGGGAUUGUGCCACCUCCUAGGGGAAGUCCUCCUGGUGGCUCCUAUGGAAUGUACGGACCUCCACCCUGUAUGCCAUUAGGGUAUAAUCAGAGUUCCUUGCCACCUUCAUUUGAUUUACAGAAAGAAACAGUCUAUAUAUACGUACCCAGCACUGCUGUUGGAGCAAUAAUUGGAACUGGCGGAAGUACUAUUAGAGACAUGAUUAGCUCUUCAGGAGCUAGCAUAAAGGUGAUCCAACCAGGAAAGGAUGAACCUUUAGAAAAACAGUCUGAAAGAAAAGUCUGUAUAAUUGGAACAUCAGAUUCUCAAUGGAAGGCCCAAUUUAUGAUCUUCAAGAAAGUUGGCUUUGAAGGUUAUCCUGGACCCCAAGAAGCUACUUUAAAAGUAGAAAUGUUUGUACCCACAAAUCAAGUUGGACGCAUCAUUGGCAAAGGUGGUCAAACUGUAAGAGAUUUGCAGCGAGUAACACAUGCUCUUAUAAAAUUCCCUGAAGAUGCUAGAACCCAAGAAUCUGAUGAGACAUCCGUCCACAUUAUUGGUGAUUUUUAUUGCACACAAGCUGCCCAGCGGCAGAUAAGAGCUCUUGUAUACAAGAGCAAUGGUUUUCAACCACAACAGCAACCACGACGACGAAUGUCUCAACCUACACUACAAACUGUAACUAAAUAAAUUUAAAAAACUGUACAAAACCUCUGUACCUAUCUCUGUGAUGCUUACAAUGUUGUAUUAUACAUUUAAAUUGACUUUCCAAAAAUGACAGAAAAAUUAACAUAAUGAUUAUUCUAUUUAUCACAAAUAAUUUUUAAAAAAAAAAAUCUGCAGAGUUUAAUUGUGCAGAGGUAUUUGUAGGAGUUUUGCGAACAAAUCAACUGAGAUGUUAUUAAAAGUUAUAUAAAUGCCAAUAUUUAGUUAGUACAAAACUUUUAAGAAAAAAAAGACCACUGUUUCUGUGGCUGCUUGUUUCCUUUCUUUAUUUGUAAAUGAAAUAUAUUUAUGAAAAGUUUAUUUUUGAUAACUUGUUGGAGGAACACUUCCGUUAAAUUUUAUUGUGGAUUUUUUUAUGCAUGUGAUAAAGGCGGUCCAAAGAAUUUAAAAAAUAAGUUUCUCCUUCAAGAAUAACGAUCUAUCUCUAUGGUCAGUGCAAUUGUUAUAAAACUAUGCAAUAUUGGACAUAAAAUGAAAAAGUAAUUUUGAGCUUGGUGCUCUAUUUGGAAUCCUAUUCUAGUCUGUGCUACAUUUUGCUAGCUGGUGCUGGAUUCCAAUAUUUUUAUUUAUAAAUUUUCGAGCGUUAAGUUUAUUUUCUACCUCAUUGAACAUAAAACGUGCUAGUCGCUGUAUUUCUUUUGCCCUUCUUGAAUUUGUUGUAAUAUGUAUUGUUAUGACACAAAAUUGUUUGGAAAAAUGGCCAGAAAAAUUGUGCAAUGUUGAGUUUCAGUUUAUAGCAUUAUGUCAUUGUAUACUCUGGAAUUUUUAAUUAUGGUUUUGAGACUAAAAAUAAAGAUGUGGCUCAUCUGUUUUGUUUAAUUACCUUGAAAUUGUCUAAAUUUCUUCUAAAGAUAUCGCAAUAAACAUAUACAAAUAAAAUGCUUCUCAAUGGAUAUGUGAAACUUCUAAAGGUUUAUUGUAUUCAAGUACAAAUAAAUGCAUUUUCAAAUCAAAUAUUUUUGCCAAACUGCCAUUUAACAAAAAAUAAACUUUUUUCAAUUCUUA
Messenger RNA from Parasteatoda tepidariorum (common house spider), 3011 nucleotides. RefSeq names its product IGF-II mRNA-binding protein (gene Imp). Gene Ontology annotation, molecular function: RNA binding. The record is from RefSeq and is a predicted model, not a curated record. NCBI's taxonomy places the organism in Eukaryota, Metazoa, Arthropoda, Arachnida, Araneae, Theridiidae.